This is a messenger RNA of Moneuplotes crassus, 2046 nucleotides long. The record is from the annotation of a GenBank genome assembly. Lineage: Eukaryota; Ciliophora; Spirotrichea; Euplotida; Euplotidae.
UUGAAUAGAUAACAUUAAAAAAUGAGUCUUAUGAGACAAAAUCAAGGCACAGAAAUGGCAGAAAGCUUAUGAUCUAAAGGGAGCAAUAAAAGUUUAUUAUCGACAAAAAGACCUCAAAUAUCAGCAAUUCCUAGUAAAAUCAAUAAGAAUUUGGCAAAGAAUUUCCCUGAAGGAUUCUUUUGAAAUAAAUAAAAGAGAAUAUUCACAUAAUCCGACACAUUUAAAGACAAAUAGAUCUGCCCAUAAAGAGAUUUCAAGGGAAAAUCCUUGCUUGGCCAAAAACCUGGUCAAUUAUCAAAAGAAUAAAAGAAGAAUUUCUGGCAAAGUUCCUGUGAUAGGGAAAUAAGAGCAUAUCUAUUGUGAAUAAUCGUGGAUCUCCUCACCAAGAUAAUAAGGAAGAUCACCAUUGCAUUAAAAAGAUUGAUAUACAAAUGAAAGGCAAUCCAGCCACACAGGAUGGAAAUUAUUACGCUCAUGAAGAGAAGGGGAGUAACUCUGCAAGGAUGAGAGUCCCAACUAAUGUCCUCUCUCAAAAUAUGAGGAAUAGAGCUGAAUCAAGUGAUAGACAGGAUGAAAAUCAACAUAACCCAUUUCAGAUUUCUCAUGCGAAUAAUGGUACGGUUGGAACAAAAAGUAAUCUAAUGAUGAAGAAAUCUAAAUCAAAUCUCUUUGAUAAAAGAGGAGCGCAGAUCAAGCAAAAUGCUGAGCUCCUGCUAGCAAUGAAGAUUUGUAAGCCUUCCCUGAACUUUGGGCAAACUCGAAGGCAAGGUAGCAAUUCUCUCAGUAACCAUUAUAACUUGGCUUCUACAAAGAAUGAGGGGUUUAAACUUCCUGUUUUGAACAAAAGAUUAAGAAGUGAUCACAAAAAGAGAGCGUAUUCAGAAUCAUCAAAGACGACUGGUAACGUCCAUAGCGUCAUCAAUAACAAAGAUGACAUCGUUGGUUCGUUGAAGUACAACUACCUUGUCGGACAAACGGCUCACCAGGAUUCGCAAAAGGAUAUCCCUUUGUUUAGUAGAGCUUUUAAGCCUACACAUAGAAGCAAUAGUGAAAAUAGGAUGCGUCACCUCCGCAAGAGGAACGUAAGUUUCAAGAAAGCUCUUAACGGUGAUCCUGAUUUAUGAAAGCAGAUUAAUUUCGAUAAGUGAAAGUCUGAGAAGAAACCUAAAUCUGGCUUACAACUGAACAGAAAGGAACUUAUGAACACAAGGACUUUAUGCAUGGAUAUCUUUACAAACACUAAUAGAGAGUCAGGAAAUUUGGCUACUCACAAGAGUGGGUUGGGGGUCUUGACUAAGAACCAAGCUUCCCCAUCAUUUAGUAGCGAGAAAAUAUGCGAUAAUACUAAGGAGCUGACUUCGUAUAAUGAUGAAGUAGACUCUAAGUAUAACUGUACUUUCUUUCCCAAAGAAAAUGAGAGUAACUCAGAGAAAAUGUUUAAACAGGAUCAAACAAAUGGCUUCGAGGGUUUACAAAGCAGCAAGAGAGAGCUGGACCAGGUAUAUCCUGGAAGUUCAUCAGUGGCACCUAGCCUGAGCAUUCCUAGUGUUUGUACUGAAGAUAUGAAGGAGAAUGAAUCUUCAUAUAACCCGUUCGAAAUUGUCAGCAAUCCUAAAGUCAAGAUGAAUAAGCAUCGUGAUUUUAUGAAUAACAAAAGUAAAUCGGAUCUUUGAAUGACAGGAGGAUUCUUAAGCAAAGUCAAGGACUCAGUUGAUCAGUUGCCUCACAGGCAUAGUGAGGUCAAGAGAUACAACCAUAAUUACUCAAAAGUAAACUACGCAAGUGACGCCAAUUCAUUAAAAUCCGAAGAACUAGCGACAUCGAAGUGUUCAGCCGAGAGCAGGACUAACAAAGAAGGAUCUACAUACAUUGAGAACUCAAGUUUCUCGAACAAGCAAUCACAACCACAUAGAUUUUCUAAUUUGAAGGACUCUUUUAAAGACUCUUUGGGAGAAUUAACUCCCACCUUCAUGGAAGAUUGAGGGAACCCCUUCAGUCCUCAAAGCUGGAAGCCAUAAAAUUAUAACUAAUUCAAUAUUAAUAGUA